Molecule: messenger RNA, 2273 nt
Organism: Chanos chanos (milkfish)
Lineage: Eukaryota; Metazoa; Chordata; Actinopteri; Gonorynchiformes; Chanidae
Gene: klhl11
Product: kelch-like family member 11
Exons: 2
Coding region: 1-2127 (708 amino acids)
Molecular function (GO): protein binding
Source: RefSeq, a predicted model, not a curated record
AUGUUUAAGUGUGUGUGUCAGAGCCUUCUUUACCGCGCUAAUUUACUGCGAUUUUUAAGAACAAAACCCGCUGAUGCCGACAUGGCAACAGUAGUCCCAAACAUCGAGGACGCAAAUCGGAGUGGUAGUGGUUCCAGCACUACCAGCGCUUUAGCCGGGGAUGGAGAUUCGGAGGAGGCCGAGGAGUUCGCCUCAACAACCCACUGCUCUGAACUCUCCCGUAGACAGAAUGAGCAGAGGAAACUCGGUCUGUUCUGUGAUGUUACUUUGGUGUUCAGCUGUGGUGGGUUUUCGGAAACAGCAAGUAGUUUUGAAUUUAAGGCUCAUCGGUCAGUGCUAGCCGCCGCUACAGACUAUUUCACGCCUCUGCUUGGAGGACAGUUCUCUGAGUCGCUCUCUGGGCGAGUGGAAAUGAAGGAAUGGAGUUGCGAAACGGGCCCCGAUCAGGAGACUGUGGAAGGCGUCAUACAGUUUAUGUACACCGGAGAGAUAAGAGUAAGCACUGCCAACGUCCACGAAGUAUUAGAGCUCGCUGACAGAUUCCUGUUGGUGCAGUUAAAGGACUUCUGUGGUGAGUUCCUCAAGAGGAGGCUCAGCCUGGCUAACUGCGUCGCCGUCCACAGCCUCGCACACAUGUACACACUGGACCAGCUGGCCCUGCGAGCGGCGGACAUGAUCCGACGAAACUUCCACAAGGUUAUCCAGGACGAGGAAUUCUACACGCUCCCAUUCCACUUGGUCCGUGACUGGCUCUCUGAUGCGGAGAUCACUGUGGAUUCAGAGGAGGUGCUCUUUGACGCUGUGGUCAAAUGGGUCCAGCGCAACGUCGAAGAGCGGGGGAAAUAUUUUGAGGAAUUGUUUCGACUCCUCAGGCUUCCACAGAUCAAGCCUACGUUUCUCACCAGGGUUGUUAAGAACGAGCCACUGGUGGCACAGAACGCAACUUGCCUCCAGUUGGUGUCAGAGGCCGUUGAAGGCCACGCAAUCCGCUUUGAGAACCUCAAAUCGGCAGACACAGAGUUCUGGGCCUCAUACAUGGCUACAUUCCAGCCGAGGUUUGGGCAGAACAUGGAUGUGAUUAUGGUUGUCGGAGGGGUUUCAGAGGGAGGUGACUAUCUGAGUGAGUGUGUGGGUUAUUUUGUUUAUGAAGACCGUUGGGUCAACCUACCACAUAUCCAUAACCACUUAGACGGUCACGCCAUUGCGGCCACCGAUUCACACGUCUACGUGGCUGGAUCCAUGGAACCAGGGUUCGCCAAGACUGUGGAGCGCUAUAACCCUAACCGCAACACCUGGGAACAGGUUAGCAACCUGACGACGCGUAAGCACUCCUUCGGCCUCACGUGCAUCAAGAACAUCCUUUACAGCAUCGGUGGCCAUGGCAACUUUAGUCCCGGCUUCAAAGACGUGAGCGUGUACGAGCCUGACCAGGAUAAGUGGCACAACUUGGAGUCUGCCCCCAAGAUCCUGCGAGACGUCAAAGCCGUCAGCGUCGAGGACCGUUACAUUUACGUCACAGCGCGGACGCCCGUCGACACGGACAACGACGACGGAUUGAAGACAAUCACGACGCGCUACGACACGGACAGCCGGCAGUGGCAGGAAGUCGAUUCUUUGCCUCUCAUUGAUAACUAUUGCUUGUUUCAGAUGGCGGUUGCCUCCACCAACUUCUAUCACACGGCCUCUUGCUGCCCGAAGAGCUACACCACCGUACGGGACGAGGCGGCACGGCAGAAAAUCAGCAGCAGGAUCUCCGAUGACAUCCUGGAGAGCCUCCCGCCUGAAGUGACCAGCAUUGAGGGUGCGGCCAUCUGUUACCUGGGUGAUGACGUGUUUGUGAUCGGGGGCUGGAAGAACAGCGACGACGUGGAUAAGCAGUACCGUAAGGAGGCGUACCGUUACUGCGCCGAGCGGAAGCGAUGGAUGUUGCUUCCCCCCAUGCCCCAGCCGCGAUGCCGUGCCACCGCCUGCCACGUCCGGAUCCCUUACCGCUUUCUGUACGGGUGCCAGCGAUACCCCAUGCCACAGAACCUGGCUCGCCAGCGGGACCGCAUGCAGCAGAUGCAGCAGUUGCAUCGCCGCACGCUCACCCUGCGCAGACAGCUGCAGUCGCAGAUUGAGUGUUGAGUGUCCGUUGGAUGGGCUGUGUCACACGGAACUUAAAUAAGUUGUUGGAAAUGCAGCUGGCAUCAGCUGUCUGCUGUCAGCUUGUCUUAUAUUCCGUCUGUUUUUUGUUUUUGUUUUUUUUUUUUCAAAGUGGGGAGGGGUCAGCA